Molecule: messenger RNA, 1830 nt
Organism: Siniperca chuatsi (mandarin fish)
Lineage: Eukaryota; Metazoa; Chordata; Actinopteri; Centrarchiformes; Sinipercidae
Gene: cnot9
Product: CCR4-NOT transcription complex subunit 9
Exons: 8
Coding region: 687-1580 (297 amino acids)
Biological process (GO): mRNA catabolic process; negative regulation of translation
Cellular component (GO): CCR4-NOT core complex; CCR4-NOT complex; P-body
Source: RefSeq, a predicted model, not a curated record
UACGUCCGUCCUGUCUGGACCGGACCGGACCGGACCGGACCGGACCUAACGUUAGCUUGGGGCCGGGCGCUCUCCCUUACCGUGUUAGCUAGCUCAGCCUUCUUGUGCGAUUUUUUUUUUUUUUUUUCAAAAGGACUUUCAGAUUCGUGGGAUUUUUCCUCUUGGGAAAUGCUUCACAUAUUUCUAUCACCUUCCACUACUACAAGGCACUUGCUUUUAUCUGUGACACAGUCGUAUUCAAAGGAAUCCCAAAUGGGACUCUGGCGCUUUCUCCCGACUUUCGCCGCCGCCGGCCGGGUGGCAACACGUCACGGGCCGCGAGGCGCCGACAGCUGGCGUAAAACUGGCACAGCUAAAAAAAUUGGAAGAUAGAUUUCAUAUCCACCUCAAAUACUAGGCUUGUGUAGUAUGGCGUUUCAGUUAACGAAAAUGUUUUUUCACAUUUGGUUUUCGUUAGUUUUCGUUAACGAUAAUAGCCUUGCUUCUGAGGAGUGCAGUUGCAUUAAUUGUGCUUUUAAUUUGAAAAUAGUUAACCGGAAGUGUUCGAGUUGUUGUAGCUAGCAGAAAAUUGAAGCCAAUGUAGCUUGAUCUGUGUUUCAGCAGAAUAAUUCAGUUUCAGAUCACCAACAUACUUUUUGACAGGGGUUUAAAAGGCCUUACUGGAUGACAUCCAAGCGCUGCACAGAAUGUUGGCUACCGGAGCAGCUGUAACCACAGCACUGGCACAAGUGGACAGAGAAAAGAUCUACCAGUGGAUCAAUGAGCUGUCCAGUCCAGAGACCAGGGAGAAUGCCCUCCUGGAGCUCAGCAAGAAGAGGGAGUCUGUACCUGACCUGGCUCCCAUGCUGUGGCACUCCUGCGGCACCAUAGCGGCCCUGCUGCAGGAAAUCGUCAACAUCUACCCAUCAAUCAACCCCCCCACCUUGACAGCACACCAGUCCAACAGAGUAUGUAAUGCCCUUGCACUCCUCCAGUGUGUUGCCUCCCAUCCAGAGACAAGGUCAGCUUUCUUGGCUGCACACAUCCCACUCUUCCUCUACCCGUUCCUACAUACAGUGAGCAAAACACGGCCAUUCGAGUACCUCCGCCUCACCAGCUUAGGAGUCAUAGGCGCUUUGGUGAAAACAGAUGAGCAGGAAGUGAUCAACUUCCUGUUGACCACAGAGAUCAUUCCCUUGUGCCUUCGCAUCAUGGAGUCUGGCAGCGAGCUGUCCAAAACGGUUGCAACCUUCAUACUGCAGAAGAUUCUCCUGGAUGACACAGGGCUGGCAUACAUCUGUCAAACAUAUGAGCGCUUCUCCCAUGUUGCUAUGAUUCUUGGCAAAAUGGUCCUCCAGCUCUCCAAAGAGCCGUCAGCCCGCCUACUGAAGCAUGUCGUGCGCUGUUACCUACGCCUGUCUGACAACUCCAGAGCCAGAGAAGCUCUGCGGCAGUGCCUCCCUGACCAGCUCAAAGACACCACCUUCGCCCAAGUCCUGAAGGACGACACCACCACCAAGCGCUGGCUGGCCCAGCUGGUGAAGAACCUGCAGGAGGGUCAGGUGACUGACCCCCGAGGCAUCCCUCUCCCCCCACAGUGACUAUUCCCGCUCCUCACUGACCCUGAGGAACACCAGCAGAGAACUGCCCAACAGACGAGCCUGCAGUCAUGGACCUGCAGGUGGCACUGUUUUUAUGAAAGGCUCCUGCCUGCAAAUAUACAAGCAAAUAGCUUGAGCCUCUGCGACGCCGUUCCCAUGGAUCCACGGUUCCAGAGACAUUCACAUUUGUUGCCUCGCCAUGUGUUCUGCAACUGACUUACAGAUCUACAAUAAAUUGUUACACAACAAA